AUGACUCGGUUCCGACCGUGUAUCGACCUGCACGCCGGCCAGGUCAAGCAGAUCGUCGGCGGCACACUUAGCACCCAAGAGUCCGAGCUCAAGACAAACCAUGUCUCGAAACACCCGGCGGAAUACUUCUCUAGACUCUAUCGUGAUGCAAACUCGCUGGGUGCGCACGUGAUUAUGCUUGGACCAGGAAACGAGGAUGCUGCGCGAGGAGCCCUAGCAGCCUGGCCUGGACAUCUUCAAGUCGGUGGUGGUAUCACGGAUGCCAAUGCGAAGAAAUGGAUCGAGGCCGGUGCGGAAAAGGUCAUUAUCACUUCUUUUCUGUUUCCCGAGGGUCGCUUCUCUUUAGACCGACUAAGAUCCGUGCUCUCUGCGUUGGACAACGACAAGGACAAACUCGUCAUUGACCUGAGCUGUCGGAGGAAGGGCAAUACGUGGUAUGUCGCAAUGAACAAGUGGCAGACUAUGACCGAGAUGGAAAUCACAAAAGAGAGUAUCGAAAUGUUCGAACCCUAUUGCUCGGAAUUUUUGAUACAUGCUGCCGACAAUGAAGGCCUCCAGCAAGGCAUCGACACCGACCUCGUCGCCAAGCUGUCCGAGUGGUGCACAAUACCGGUCACAUAUGCUGGCGGUGCUCGUACAGUAGAAGACCUCGACCGCGUCAAGCAGUCCAGCAAUGGAAAAGUCGACCUGACCAUUGGUAGCGCUCUGGAUGUCUUUGGCGGAUCUGGCGCGAAAUUCGAAGACUGUGUUGCUUGGAAUGCGGCCAAUGCGCAAUGA
This is a messenger RNA of Cladophialophora yegresii CBS 114405, 777 nucleotides long. Its product is annotated as 1-(5-phosphoribosyl)-5-[(5-phosphoribosylamino)methylideneamino] imidazole-4-carboxamide isomerase. Gene Ontology annotation, cellular component: cytoplasm. The coding region runs from base 1 to 777 and encodes 258 amino acids. The transcript is spliced from 3 exons. The record is from RefSeq and is a predicted model, not a curated record. Gene Ontology annotation, molecular function: 1-(5-phosphoribosyl)-5-[(5-phosphoribosylamino)methylideneamino]imidazole-4-carboxamide isomerase activity. NCBI's taxonomy places the organism in Eukaryota, Fungi, Ascomycota, Eurotiomycetes, Chaetothyriales, Herpotrichiellaceae. Gene Ontology annotation, biological process: L-histidine biosynthetic process; L-tryptophan biosynthetic process.